AUAUUGCACAUUUGCACCGUGCAAUAAUGGAGUUAUAGUUUCCUAGUGAACGGCAUCUUGGCCAGAUCACCUGCGCUUGCAGUAUAUUAUCGAGUUUAUAAGUAAAGUAGCCUCACUUAGUUCGGGACGAUAAAAUACAAUUUGAAGCUGCAGUUAACUGCGUAAGCAGUUGCGAACAUCAGGAACGAUGCCGCCGACAAUCCAGAACGGCGCAGCCGACAAGCGCGGCGCGGCGAGACCGACGGAAAAGAGAUUGGAGCUGAUUUGUAAGGUCAAAUACUGCAACACCCUGCCGGACAUCGCUUUUGAUCCGAAGUUUAUUAGCUACCCCUUUGAAUCCACAAGGUUCAUUCAGUACAAUCCCACAUCGCUAGAGCGCAACCACAAAUAUGAAGUGCUUACUGAACAUGAUUUGGGAGUGCCAAUUGACCUUAUUAAUAGGGACACAUAUGCCUGUGAUCCCAAGAUCCCAUAUGAGAUGGAUCCGUUAGAUGAAAAGUUACUGGAAGAAGAUGUGAUCACACAGCAAGAUUCAAAAAGAUCCAAGCAUCACGCCAAGAGUGUGUCCUGGCUCAGGCGCACUGAGUAUAUCUCCACAGAACAAACCCGCUUCCAGCCGCAAACUACUUCAGACAAAGUGGAAGCCAAGGUUGGGCAUAAUAUUAAAAAACACUUCAAGGAAGAGACAUUGUACAUGGAUAGGGAUUCUCAAAUUCGAGCUAUUGAGAAGACAUUCGAAGACAAUAAGAAGCCUAUUGAAAGGCACUACAGUAAACCAAACGUUACGCCAGUAGAAGUCUUUCCUGUUUAUCCAGACUUCAAGAUAUGGAAAUAUCCUUGUGCACAAGUUAUAUUCGAUUCUGACCCAGCUCCCAUGGGACUGUCUAUGCCGGCACAGAUUGAGGAAAUGUCACAGGCUAUGAUUAGGGGUGUGAUGGACGAAAGUGGAGAGCAAUUCGUGGCUUACUUCCUACCUUUGGAAGAGACUUUGGAAAAGAGAAAGAGGGACUUUUGCUCAGGAAUCGAUUAUGCCGACGAAGACGAGUACGAAUACAAAAUGGCCCGAGAAUACAAUUGGAACGUCAAGAGUAAAGCUUCUAAAGGUUACGAAGAGAAUUAUUUCCUGGUUAUGCGCGAAGAUGGAGUUUAUUACAAUGAGUUGGAAACUCGCGUCAGACUGAGCAAACGAAGACAAAAAGUUGGCGCACCUGUUAACAAUACGAGAUUGGUAGUACGCCAUCGACCGCUGAAUGCAAAUGAAUUCAAGAUGCAGAGGUUCCGCGAGAAGCAACUUGAGCCUCCCUGCGAGGACGAUGAAGAAGAGGAAGAGGAGGAAGAAGAGGAGGAAGCAGAGACUCAAAAGACCGAGGAGAAAAAUGAAGAAAAAGAAGGCUCCGUUAAUGAAGAAAAUGAGGAAAAAGAGGAUAAAGAAAACGGCUCGCGUGCUUCAUCCCGAGCCUCCUCUCGUGCCUCCAGCCGCAAGUCCCGCUCCAAAUCUGCAUCGCCUUCCAAGUCCAGAUCUCGAUCUCCGUCCAAGGCUCGUUCGACACGUUCAGUCCGCUCGGCACGCUCCGAACGCAGUCAGUCAAAGUCCCAAUCUCGUUCACGAUCCCGUUCACGUUCCCAGUCCGGAUCGCGCUCAAGAUCUGGUUCUCCUGCCAAGUCGGAGUCACGCUCUAGAUCGGGCUCGCCCGCCAAGUCCGCUGCCUCGCGGUCUAGGUCAGGUUCCCCGGCUGGCUCCCGCUCAAGAUCAGGUUCUCCGGCCAAAUCAAGAUCAAAAUCAAGGUCGAAAUCGAGGUCGCCCUCGGGUAGUGAGGCUGGAAGUGGCAGCGAUGGAGAGGGAAGUGGUAGCGGAAGCGGCAGCGGAAGUGGAAGUGGCAGCGACAGUGGGUCUGACAGCGAGUAAAUGGAGAAUAGUUUUAGUGCACUAGGACGCUAAGUUGUAAAAGUGCGCUGUGCAAGUUGUAAAUAUUGUCCGCGAUUUUGUACGAUCAAAGAGGAAAUACUGUUGUAAAACUAAAAUGAACUAUUUUUUUAUCUCGUUGAUUGUGGUGAACACUGUAUAUGUUAAGUUGUAUAAUACUGACUCUUUAAGUACUUGAACUAAUAAUUACUUAUGAUUUAUAUUA
This is a messenger RNA of Nasonia vitripennis (jewel wasp), 2129 nucleotides long. Its product is annotated as RNA polymerase II-associated factor 1 homolog. Gene Ontology annotation, molecular function: chromatin binding; RNA polymerase II complex binding. The record is from RefSeq and is a predicted model, not a curated record. Gene Ontology annotation, biological process: transcription elongation by RNA polymerase II. The transcript has 5 exons. Bases 188 to 1906 code for a protein of 572 amino acids. Lineage: Eukaryota; Metazoa; Arthropoda; Insecta; Hymenoptera; Pteromalidae. Gene Ontology annotation, cellular component: Cdc73/Paf1 complex.